CUGCAUCCGAAACAACUCAGGAAUCGAAAAGCUCAAAGUAAAUUACAAUGGGACGUCGUGCGAAAAAGGCCCCGGUACGUCGUUCUCUAAACUGUAGAGUCCAUUCGUUGUUUGAAAUGGAAAAAAUCUUUGCUGCUCCUCGCUUUUCCACCAACCGCGGAGUUCCGGUCGCGGAUGGUGGGCCAUUGCAUGCCSCGUAUCUAAUGGARGACGGAAACGCACAAGGACAAACAAUACUGAUUCUUAUAUCUGGUAUCCGAACAUGAUGAUUUGUGAAGCGAAGUCGAAAAAUCAACCAUGGUACAUCGGGGCGGCACGGAAUCAACCACCAUUGUCUCACCACUGCUGCCGUCUUCAUCUGCUGUGUUGUUCAAAUGAAAACUGUCUUGGUUGUCACAAAAAUAUAAUGGAUGGAUUGGAUUUGCGAUUUAUCUAUUGAUUAAUUGAACGCUUCAAAAAAAAACAAAUUGAAACAACGAAAUACUCCACAAUCCACACUUUUGCGCCCGCCACGGCCUUAACACCGUUCCAAACCAAUAAUGCAAUAGGUCCAAACUAAAAAGCGUCCCACGCUUGCAAAGCGCUUCAAGUGUCCCUUUUGCAGCAACGAGGACGUCGUCGAGUGCAAGAUGGAUCACAAGGCGAGAGUCGGAAGCCUCAGCUGYCGCUUGUGCGGUGCCUCCUUUGCGAUGCCUAUCAAUCACCUGCACGAACCCGUGGACGUCUUUAGCGAGUGGCUUGACGACUGCGAGGCUACGGCCCUAGGGAAACCGACGGGRCAGGCCGCCGCGGUGGCUGCGGCGCAAGAGGCCCACAACCACCGGCUGGAAUACGACAUCUCGGACGACGACGACGACGAUAUUGGCCAGCCCUCGGGGCUUAGCGCGCCGAGCAAAUCAAAGGGGAAAAMUGGUGGAGCGGCCUCGGCAUCCAAUACGAAUAUCGCGGAUUUGGGAUUGGACGAUUCAGACGAUGAUUCGGAUUAGCRAUAAAACWAUCAUUCAAUUGAUUCACACUUUUUGUAUCACUCUCGUCAACAACGACGGAAGAAGGGUCAAAAUUACCCAUAACAUUAAAAUCGACAAGAACUA
This is a messenger RNA of Pseudo-nitzschia multistriata, 1091 nucleotides long. The record is from the annotation of a GenBank genome assembly. NCBI's taxonomy places the organism in Eukaryota, Bacillariophyta, Bacillariophyceae, Bacillariales, Bacillariaceae.